Molecule: messenger RNA, 3261 nt
Organism: Gossypium raimondii (Peruvian cotton)
Lineage: Eukaryota; Viridiplantae; Streptophyta; Magnoliopsida; Malvales; Malvaceae
Product: protein MALE DISCOVERER 2
Exons: 14
Coding region: 748-2937 (729 amino acids)
Biological process (GO): protein phosphorylation
Molecular function (GO): protein kinase activity; ATP binding; protein binding
Source: RefSeq, a predicted model, not a curated record
AAAAGAGCAAUGAUGGUCGAAGAGAUGGAAUUACUGCUCUGAGAUCAUCCUGGAAAAAAGGGCAGUAAUAGAAAAAAAUCUGGGUUUUUUGUUUUUUUUUUUAAUUGUUUUUUGUUUAUCUAAUUUUAAUUUCAAAAUAUAUUUUUUUGCAUAUUUUUUUCUUUGCUGCCUUUUUUUUUCUUUUGAGUUCAAAUCUCCCAUCAAAAACCUCUUUCUCCACCAUUACCUUCCAUUUCCCCCUCCCACCUAUCAAAUACAUUUUUCAUUUUUUCUGAGAGAAUCCCAUUAUUAUCAUUGCAACAACUGCUUCAAACCAGGGAUAAAGUUUUGAUCUUUCUGCACCUUUUAUGCUUCUGUGGAGAUUGUAAGGAGAAGUCAAGCUUUCAAAAGUUGAUAAUUAACAUGUACAUGUUAAGGGUGUUGUAAGAUCAAAUUUAAAACAGAAAAAAUGAGGGAUCCCGAUAUGAUGAUCGUCACCAAAGGCGGCGAAUUUACAUUUGUUUGUAGUAUAUUUUUGUAAUAGCAUUAAAAAGAGAAAAAAAACAAGGAUAAAAAAGAUUGCUUUUGUUUCAAGUUUUCUUGUUCAACCAAAAGGAGCGUAGAGAUUCUUUUUUGUUGUUUUUUCCCCUUUUGGUGUUGGUGUGUCAUUUUGUUUAUUGUAGAGUGAGUUUUUAGAAAGAGUUCGGUGUUUUGUAUUAAGGGGAAGAAAAACCUGGCGAUUUCGUAUAGUGUUGUGGCUGUUGGCAGAUGUCUUUGCUACCUCGGCCAUUGCAGCGUUUGGCUUAUAAAGAAAUGGGGGAUAGAUGGAAACAAAUUGGAUUCAAUUUGUUGAGCUUUUUGUUCUUGAUUCCAAGUUUCAUGAUUGAAGGGUCUUUGGCCAUUAACUCUGAUGAUGAAGGUUUGGCUUUGUUAGAAUUUCGAGCCAGAAUUGACUCUGAUCCUUAUGGUGCGUUUGCAAAUUGGAAUUCCAAUGACAGCUCUCCAUGCUUGUGGUGGGGAGUUCAUUGUGUCGACGGUAAAGUGCAAAUGCUGGAUUUGAGUGCCCUUUCUUUGGAAGGAACAUUGGCACCAGAGCUGGGGAAAUUAAGCAACUUAAGAUCACUUGUGCUCUAUAAAAACCAUUUCUCCGGUGCCAUUCCAAAAGAGUUCGGAGAGCUUACGAAGCUGGAGCUACUGGAUUUGAGGGAAAAUGAAUUGGGCGGAACAAUUCCAGCAGAAAUAGGAAAAAUGUUGUCUCUAAAACGCUUGUUACUUUGUGACAACAAGUUGGAGGGCAGCAUUCCUUCGGAUCUUGGGAGACUAAACUUGCUCUCCGAACUGCAAUAUGAUGAAAACCUUACAUCGACGUCAGCUACCGGAAUUGGCUGCAUAAAUAGGAAGUUUGGACUGUGCCUAUGGCAGAGCAGUUUGAAACAACUGAGCAGAAUGGGUUCAUUGCUCAUGCCGAUUAAAGGCACACUUAUACGUUACCUCAAUGCGUUGCCAUUACCACAGCAAAAGGACUCGCUGGCCGAGCAUCAAGACGAUUGCUGCAGUGAUGUGCCUGCAGGUUCAUCUGAGCAACAGAUAGCCAAUAGCAUGCAGGAUGUUGCCUCUUUUGCACGUCGUAGGCUGCUUGCGCAGUCAAAGAACCUCCCAGCUGUGCCUGCUACUGGUAUGUCGUCUAACGAACAGAUCAUUUCUCUCCCGACUACCCGAAGUAGUGGGAGCUUCCCUGCUGUGCCGAAGGCAAAACAGCCUUCUGCACCAUCACCAUCACCAUCACCACCAGUUGAAACGCUUCCUACCCUGGAGACUGAUACAAAGCCUGGAGAGCCACCUCCUGAAGAACCUUCAGAAUCUGGUUCCGGGAAUAUAUGGAAAUAUCUCAUUAUCAUUCCCGUUGUGGUCAUCCUGCUUGCAUUUUUGGCAUUUUUGUUCCUGUGUCGUAAACGAGCAGCGAAAACGAUCGGACCUUGGAAAACUGGAUUAAGUGGACAGCUGCAGAAAGCUUUUGUUACAGGAGUGCCUAGCCUAAACCGAGUGGAACUCGAAACAGCCUGUGAGGAUUUUAGCAAUAUAAUCGACACAAUUGGAGGUUGUAGAGUGUAUAAAGGGACACUUUCCAGCGGAGUUGAGAUUGCUGUUGCUGCAACUGGCAUUUCAUCUUUAAAAGACUGGUCCAAGAACUCGGAGAAAGCCUAUCGGAGAAAGAUCGAUAAAUUGUCAAGAAUUAACCAUAAGAACUAUGUCAACCUUAUUGGCUACUGUGAGGAGGAUGAACCUUUCAACAGGAUGAUGGUGUUUGAAUAUGCUCCAAAUGGGACCCUUUUUGAGCAUCUCCAUGUUAAAGAAAUGGAACAUCUUGAUUGGAAUGCAAGGGUGAGGAUCAUCAUGGGUGUUGCUUAUUGUCUUCAAUAUAUGCACCAUGAUCUAAAUCCUCCCUUAGCUCAUCCAAACUUAAGUUCAUCUUCUAUCUAUCUAACGGACGAUUAUGCUGCAAAGCUUGGAGAAAUUGGCUGUUUACCGUCCACAUCAAAGUCAGAGGCCUCAAGUGAUUCUGAAUCACAACAUUCGUCUGAAUUGCCACCAUUAGUUGAUUUAGAAGCGAAUGUCUAUAACUUCGGAUUAUUGUUACUCGAAAUCAUUUCCGGAAAGCUUCCUUGUUCUGAAGAACAAGGACCAAUCGAGAAAUGGGCGGACCAAUACUUGAACGAUAAGUCGAACUUCGGCUCGAUGACUGAUCCUACGCUCGAUUCGUUCAAAAACGAAGAGCUCGAGAUAAUCUGUGAGGUUAUCAAAGAAUGUAUCGCAACGGAUCCAAGGAAAAGACCAACAAUGAAAGAUAUAAUCACGAAAUUGAGAGAAGUGAUUCAAGUCGCCCCGGAACAAGCUACCCCAAGACUCUCCCCGUUGUGGUGGGCUGAACUUGAGAUUUUAUCAAUGGAGGCUACCUAAUUUAGCUCUGAAAUUCCUUUGUAAGUCAAAGUCUCUAAAUUACUUUGUAUCAAAAAUGGAAGAAUAUAGCUUUUGAUUACAUAUACUUGGUUACCAAAAACACUUCAUUUUUGGUCACUAUGGUCCUCAUACAUACAUUCAUACAUAUAUAUAUAUGAAUAUAUAAAAAUAUAUGUAUAUCACAUGUGUAUCAUCUAUUUGUUUUAAUAUUUUAGACCCCAUUAAAACUUAGCACUUUAUUGUAAUAAAAAGUAUAUUAUACUUGUUAAUGGGGAUUGUUGUGUAACCAUUUAUAAUAGAUGUAUGUAUUUUGUGAUUAUUAAA